This is a messenger RNA of Dermatophagoides pteronyssinus (European house dust mite), 1443 nucleotides long. RefSeq lists its product as uncharacterized. Lineage: Eukaryota; Metazoa; Arthropoda; Arachnida; Sarcoptiformes; Pyroglyphidae. The record is from RefSeq and is a predicted model, not a curated record. Gene Ontology annotation, molecular function: GTPase activity; GTP binding.
GUGGGUGUAAAAUUUCUUUGAAUCUGUUUCUGUUUAGUUUUGUUUGUUUGUUUGUUUUUUACAAGACAGAAUUUUUGUUUUCUUCUUCUUCUUCUUUCAUUGUUUUUGAAUACAUUGAAUGGAUUCUACCAAUCGUCAUCAUCAAAUCAUUUUGGAAAGUGAUUCAUCAACAACAUCAACAUCAAUUGUAUCAACAUCAAAACCAAUAAGCGGUAAAGAUAUAAUCAAUAUACGUAUGAUUAGUGGACGAACAAUUGAUUCAACAACAAUACCAACAACAACGGCUUCUCAUCAUCAUCAUCAUCAUCAUCAUCAUCAACAGGCAAUAUCAUCAACAGCAGCAUCAUCGGCUGCUACUGAUGCAACAGCAAUUGUACCGGCCAUAAUGAAUACAACAACAGUAGAUACUAUUAUCGAUGAUAUUCGUAUAGAUAUAUCAACACAACAACAACAACAAUCAACAAGUCAACAACAACAACAACAACAAUCAUCAUUAUUGCUUACAACAUCCAAUACACGUAUAGCAAAAACAUCGAAAACAAAAUUUUUAAUAUUAGGUGCAGCAAAAGUUGGUAAAACAUUAUUAUUACGUCGUAUGCAAAAUAUUAAUUGGCCAUUUAUUAAUGAUACAUCGCUGUAUAAUGCAACAAUUGGUCCGGAUUUACAUCGAUUAAAAUGCGGUAAUAUUGAAGCAAUCGAUAUUGGUGGUCAACAACGUUAUAUGCCAAUAGCAAAAAAAUAUUGUGAAUUAUUUCAAACGUUUGUCAUUGUUUUCGAUUUGACCGAUAUGAAUACAUUUUUAGCUGCAAAAGAUUGGUUAGAAUUUAUACAUACACAUCAUCUUAUCAAACCAAAACGUAUAAUUUUAAUUGGUAAUAAAAUUGAUCUUGAAAAUGAAAGAAAAAUUUCAAAAAAUCUUGGCAAAAAUUUAGCCAUGACAUAUGAUGGUGAUUAUCAUGAAAUUUCAGCUAAAAUGGAUCUUACUAUGGAUAAAAUCAUCGAUGCACUCGAAAAUAAUAAUGGUAAUAAUAUUGUUGGUGAUAACAACAACAGCAGCCAAAAUAACGAUAAAAACAAUUCCAAAUGAUAACACACAUAUAUAACAUCUUUUUUAUACAUCGAAUGUAAUCAAACAAACAAACAAACAAACAUACACCUACAUUAAAAAUUUCAAAUUCAUUUUUUUUUCACUUAGCUCAGCUUUAAUCGAUUUUUUUGUAAAUAAACUUUUUUCUUUCUUUCCCUUUUCCCCAUGCUAUUACUCAUUUGAAUUGCCAUCUUGAGAAAACAACAACAACAACAACAACAAAAGGACCAAAUCUUUUUUUUGGAUAUUUUGGAUUGUUUAGUGUGGUCCAAUCAAUCAACAAUCCAUGGUCAUUAUUUUAUUUUCAUUACUUUACCAAAUAAUAAUAAUAAAACCAAAAAAUUCAACAUUCAAAA